Daphnia pulicaria is the source of this 15070-nucleotide messenger RNA. Its product is annotated as serine-rich adhesin for platelets-like. The record is from RefSeq and is a predicted model, not a curated record. Lineage: Eukaryota; Metazoa; Arthropoda; Branchiopoda; Diplostraca; Daphniidae. The transcript has 4 exons. The coding region runs from base 1 to 14820 and encodes 4939 amino acids.
AUGCCAGAUGGACAGAUUGCGUCCUGUUCGAUCCGUGAUGACGGCAUCCGCGAAGCUCUCUGCAUCCAAAGCCCGGAAGAAUGGGAAGAUUCGAGCGAGCUGAUAGAGCGCAUGGGCUUGUCCGAACGCCUUGAGCAGCUAAAAAACAAUUUGAAGUUCAAGAAGAGGAUCAUUAUCAACAGUAGCAGGUUGAGGAACAAGACGAGCAUUCAGCAACCCAUACUUCCAGCAUCACCUGGUCAGCUGGAGUAUCCUGGACGGCGCCCAGUCUUUAACGAGCUACCGAUUAAGGAUCCGACAUCGGCUGCGUUACACGCUUGGAAGCCUGAAGAGGAGUCGCCGUCUUACAGCUUUGUAUCGCCUCUUAAUCAACAGGAGCCUUUGGCCGUCAUCAAAAGCAAAUUUCAGGCUUCUCUGAAGGCCAAUUUGACCCGCGAUGCAUCAGCAACGACUGAUUCGCCGUCCUUCCAAACGGACCUGUCGGUCACGCCAUCAGAAAUCGACACCUCGGCCCUGUUGGAAGAGCUUCUCAGUCUCUCAAACGAAGACACUGCCCCGCUCGUCAUGGCACCAGCUCCAAUCUUCCCGGAUGAUUCUUUGGUGACAUCCACAACAGAAACAGAAACAGAAACAGAACCCAGCGUGGAGUUCCUGGAAUCGGAUUUCCUAAUCGCCCCUCCGCCCCCCCAAGCUCCGUUUCUUAUUUCAUUUCUGGAUGGCCCAACAGUAUUCUCCGUCUUUUCUGAAGGGACUGUAGGAACGACAGAGGGAUUUGAAGCCUCUUCAUUGAGCACUAGCCAAGUUGAGACUACGACGAGUCCCCAUCGCCUUAGCACUCAGCAGGAGUCGACGGUGACGGAAGCGACUAGACUCUCGACCGACGCGACGACCACUCCGCUCGCCACUUCAACAAUUCAAGGUACCAUCCAGCACUUGGAUCCGAUCGGAUCGACUCAGACGACGGACGCUCCGACGGAUUCUUCCCACACUUUCACGACAUUCUUGGUCUCUUCUACAACAGAUGUUUCCUCGUCGCCUGCCGACGAAACUAACCCGACAGACGCGUCGCCCGCACACGUUUUCUCUACCACUAAUCCUAUCGAUACCACCUCUUUACUCACUGUCUCUACAACUGCACCGCUCGAUAACAACCCGACCACUAACCAAGAUACAAUGACUAUGACUGAAGGGCUCGAUAAUAGUUCGUCUAUAAAUGGCGAACUCUUGUUGAGCUCUACGACCACUGGCCCGUCGGUGCCAAUGACUGUUACACCCGACGAAUUGACUACCUUCUCUUCGUUGACAGAGACAAGUGAUACGCCCAGUAUAUCAGUGUCGUCGUCAACAACUUUAGCUAGUCAAGGCAGCACAUCGUCUGUUCAGUCGACGGAAACCACUCCGCAGCCAUCGUCGGCUACGGAAGUGAUUUCAACUGUUUCAGUAGAUAGUCAGAGUGUGUUAGGCAACAACGAAUCAACAACAGAAGGAUCAUCGGGAUUUGCGUCGACGAUAACUAGUCAAACCGAAAUCGUCACACUUACAGAUUCGAUCACAAGCGAGCAAAGUGGAAGCGCAGACGAAACGAAUUCAUCGACAAUGAGCACUUUUACCAAUGACAACUUGACAUCCGCGAGUCCGUCCGUAACAGAAACUCUUGCUUUUGAGGAUGUUUCCGGUACGACGGUGGUUAACACGAUUCAAUCUGUUACCGACGAGACAACGACAGAACCAAACGCUGUGACUACUGCAGGGCCAUCUGCUGCAGAUGCUGUUGUUACACAAAAUUCCGUUGACAAAACCACAACGAUUGCAACGGAGCUGACGGAGCCCGGUUCGACAACCAUGGUCGAUACUGUUGCGAUAACUGAAGAAAGUUUGAAUUCUGAGCGGGAAACGACGUCGACGUCAAGGCCAUCUACCACCCUUGAAUCGACAACGUCUUCGCCGGAAAUAACAUUUACUCAGCACGAAAAUCUAAUAACCGAUCCUGUAGGUACGGAAGAAACUCUGAACCAAUCACAAGUUACUGGCAGCACGGUGGAAUCCAGUACAGCGAGUACAACGUUCAGUUCAGACUUAACAGUUGACGAAACGACAACUGAGAAACAAAUGCUGGAGAUUGGAUUGGUGACCCAACCGGAAGAUUUAAGUACCGGUUCUUCUAGUUCCACUCAAGACGCUGAUAAAACAACACAAACAUCUCAGACAAAUGGUCAAAGCGAAACGACUACUCUGUCGAACAUUUUGUCGUCGAUUCAGAGCACGCUUACGUUUAUCAACGAUGUUACGUCAAAACCUAUUGUACAGACUACCGAGACCGCAUUUACGGAAACCGAAGAGAUUUCUACUAAUGGUCCAGCGCAAUCACAAGCCGUGACGGAACUGAGUAGUUCAACAACCAUUGAAAUGCAAACUGAAUUAUUUACAACUCCAGCGCUGACUACUAAUUCAGAAUUUGAAACAGAUGUUGUUGCUACACCUUCCUCACCAUCAGCAUCACCUACUAAUUCCACCAAUGUAACCGUAGGCCAAGAAACUACUUCCUUUCAGGAAAAUGCGAUGCUGAUGACUGAAUCCCAGUCCGUCACUAGCACUACACUCGGUGCAAGUGAACCAGCUACUACAGAAGGUACGACCAAUGAAUCGACUCUUUCUUCCAGUUCCACCCCAUCCAUCAAUCCGACAACAAUUAUCGGAUUCCCAAGUCAAGAAACAACUGUGGUCGAUACCACAAAUAAUCCAAAUGGGCAAGAAACAACGUCGAUAUUUAGCCAGUCUAGUACUUUCAAUCAAGAAACAACAACGGAAAGUAAAGAAACGGUCAUCUUCGGGGACACUACUUCUACGACAAGAGAAGAAACUACACAAAAUGAACAAAUAACAACACCUUCGGUAGUAUCAGUAGAAAAUAUCACUAAUGAAUCAAUAACGGAACUAACAGAGCAAGCUUCGUCGGCGACAACAACUUUUAGACCUUCAACCACCCUGGUGUCGACAACUUCCCAAUCAGAAAAUAGUGCAACCGAUUCUUUGGAUUUUGAAACCACCCAGAAUCAAGCGCAAUUCACGGGAGUCACCGACGAGUUUUCAAGUACCAUAGGUAGUUUAACUUCUAGUAAUCCAGCUGUCAUGUCUACCGAAAGAACAACUACAGUGAAAACAACUACGGAUAUACAGGAGCCUGUCACUGAAUUGUCCUCACAGACGGAGGACUUUACGACUACCAUCAGUUUUAGUGCUUCUACUUCCUCGGUAAAUGAUGAAACGUCUGGUGGAAGCGAGACGACGCGAGACGAUAUGUUCUCCUUCACAAACGACUUGACUACGUCGGCUUUAGUGCAGACUACAGAGUCAACCGGAACCGACCAGAUUCAAACAACUGUUCAAAGUCAAACUGAAGAAACUCCAUUCAGUACUACAUUGCGUACUUCCUCUAGCGCAACUCAAACAGGCAAUCUUACAGACUUCACAACAAGUUCGGAUGUUGAUUUAGCUGUGUUAACAACACCAUCAACCACUAUCACUUCAGUCAGUGGGACAGCCAGCCAAGAUUUAAGUACUACUAUUGAAGAACAGAUGCCUUCAACUGUAUCUCAAUCUUCUUCUAGUACAACUAUACAGAGUCAGUCUCUUGUGACGGAGGAAACAACAGCUAACAAAGAAUCGACCGUUUUAUUCAGUGUCACUCCAUCAAGUAGUCUGACGACGAUUGGUAAUCAAGAUACAAUUGCGGGUUUCACAAAUGAUCAAGAAACAACAGCACAGACGGUUAGUCCAUCUAGCACUUUCAGUCAAGAAACCACUACUGAAACUGCUCAGACUACUAAUUUGGUGCUUUCGAGUACUGUCGGACAGACCCCACAAUUUGAACAGCUAAAUUCUACAGAAAGUCCUGCAUUGGAAGUUAUCACUGAAGUCUCCUCGGUUCAAACGGAAGUAGCUGAGAGUAGUGUUACAACAUUCGCUGCAAGCGAUACCACAUUAAGGCAGGGAAGCUUUACAGUCGAGCAGGAUUUGUCAUCAAUUUCAACGAUUGCACCGUCGACAAAUUCAGUUUCAACUACCUCGUCUUUGCCUGAAAUAACUACUCAGCAAACAGUUGUAGAAAGCGAUGUAGGAAGUACCACUUCCGAACAGGACCUAUCGUCAACUACCACAACAACAAAACCCUCUUCGACUCCAGUAUCAACCCAGUUUUCUUCUGAAACAACAUCUCAGCAAGAAAAUACAGAAACUGAUUCUAUAGGUACCGAAACAACUAUUAACGAAUCGUUUGUUACUACUGCUGUAAGUGCCCCGACACCAACUUUUUUCACAGUAGAGGAAAGUAUUCCGACUCUGACAACAUCUACAGAGAAAGAGGUGAUCGUCACAGAGUCUACAACGCAGUCUGAAGUUGAACCAAGUGCUAGCGUUUCAACAUCUAUGCAAGAAACAUUUCCUACAUCAGAGCCGUCGACAACUCAAAACGAAAAGACUACAUUGUCCAGCAUUUUGUCGUCAGUUCAAAGCACCUUUGCCUUUACUACUAUUUGGCCAACGCCUUCAAGUAUGGAGAAUACCGAGUCGACACUGUCUGAAACGGAGGAGAUCUCAUUAGUUGCUGAAACGCAAUCUGGGGAAUCUCACACAACUACCACGAAUAGCGAAAAUCAAUUGGGAAGCAGUUCCACAAUUAUUACUGCCAGUCCAAUCAAUGAAACCACAAUUGCCUUAUCCACUGAGGGCACCAUAACGUUUGGUUCCACAACAGUUGUUUUCUUUCCCUUAACUUCUUCCAACGAAGCUGGCAGUUCGUUGUCGGGUGAAAAUAGUUCUACCACUACAUUUUCGUCUACAGUUUCUCUAACAGAAAGUACAUUACCUGAUUUAGUUACAUCCGAUGCAGUCACUGAGGCAACACAGAAUACCUCUGUAACGGAUUUAGUGAGUGAAUUAUCAACAUCCGUUUCUAAUCCAAUCUUCACGGAGGAAGACGAUGCAAGUUCAGCAUUGGAACAAAACAUUCAGACUGAAACAGCUUCAUCAUUGGCUCAGGGUCUUUUAAGCACCGUCUCUACGCAAGAACCUGCUAACACUGAAAGAACAACCGAAUCUGUAGAUGUAACGUCUUCAAUCGGACAAGAACAUACAACGGGUGAAAUUCAAACCACCCAGACCUUCUCUACCGCGAUGACGGAAGCUUUUGGAACGUCUUCAACUAUUUCCCCAGUCACUGUAACAAGCGGAUCAGACACAAACCCCAUCACAGAUGAUAUUGUUACUGCUAUGCAUGGAGAACAAGUUACUUCUACCAAUCCGAGUUCAUCUGCCAGCAAUGACAUUUUUACUACUCCUGAAACGAGUGACUCUACUCUACAAAACGAGUCAACAGUUUCCCCUUCCAACAAACCAACAUUAUCCAGUAGUCCACCAUUGGCUGAAAUCACUACUCAAGAAAAUGUAGAAACUUCAACACCGAACGUUCUUACAACGACAAUUAAUGUGAAUGAGGGAAAACCCAUAGAAGACCAAUCAAGCACCUCUCUCACACAAGAAUCUACAUCUGAGAGCGAAGAAACAACUCUUUCCGAAACUGAAACGUCCAUUUCUGGGCAGCAUACCACACAGUUCGAAUUACAGGUCACUCAAACCAAAGAACCAACUAUUGAAGUAACGAGUCAAACGCCCGAAAUCCAAACAGAACUGACCGAUUUUACUACAACAAUGGUUAACAAUUUAAAUACAUCCCAAGGGAGCUCAACGAUCGACCAAGAAUCCCAUACCACAUUUAGCCCGACAACAAACACAGUGUCAACAGUGACAUCUGUGCUUGAAACACUUUCAAGCACGCAGCAAGAAAUCGGCACAACUGACUCUUCUGAAACUACUGUCAAUGAAUCGCUGGCUACCAAUGAGUCAGGCCAAUCAACAGUUAGACCAACAACUGAAGAAGGAACUUUUGACGAUAGUACCACUACCGAAAGAACAACAACGGAGAAUAAACAGACAGUCACUGAAUCUCUGGUAACGUUUGAAAGUGAAACCAAUUCAACUAUCGGUGGCAUAUUCACACAACAGAAUGAUCAAUCAACAAAACCAACUGAGAUGACUGUUGAAAGCGAAUUGACUACGUUGUCAAGUAUUUUAUCGUCAAUUCAAAGUACGAUAUCCUUUACUACUAGUUGGACGUCAUCUAGUGAUGUACAGAACACUGAGUCGACAUUGGUUGAGAGCAGCAACCAUUCAUUUUCUUCAGAAACCCAAACGGAAGAAUCUCUGAUCAUGACAACAUUUAUUAGUUCCGCUUUAACCCAAAAUGAUUCUUCCGUGACUGGCCCGGAUUUAGUUCCCGGAUUUGAUUUAGAUUUUGUGUCUACUACGUCUAGCACAUUCAUAGCGUCUACUCAACCACCUAAUUCGACGAAUGUUACAAAUGACCAAGAAACUACUCCAAUACCUCGUCCAACAGAAACACAACAGGAUCUUUCGGUUGUUACGGAAUCUCAAUCUUCUAUUGGCUCAACGAUUGCUAGCGAAUCUUCUACUACAGAAGAAUUCCCUGUUUCGAUAAGUUCUACACAAUUCACUAAUCCGACAACGACAAGUGAAUCAUCUAAUCAAGAAACAAACGCCAUCGCAACUCAACCAAGCACAGAAUUUGAACAUUCAACUAAUUUCGCACCUGACACUACCACUGUUGAACAAGGAACUACAGAUACCGAAGAACAGCCGAGUAAUACUGAAGUCCCGCAAGUUACCACUGAGAAACUACAGAAUUCAACGGGAUUAGAGGAAAUCACAACAAUUACACCCACUGUCUUGAUUAAUCAGGGAACGUCUACUAUUGAACAAAUUGUUUCGACAACUUCCAGUUCCUCGACUUCGGUGCCGACGACAUUUGUGACUGAAUCUACAAUGCAGUCUCAACAUACAACUUCUAUAUCAGGUGCUUCCACGCAAGUGAGUGAUCAAAAUUCUGACUCAGUUGAAACUACCGAAAUUAACGAUAUGACAACAUUGGCAUCAACUCCGAGUACGUUAUCCUUUACUACUGAUGGGGUGUCAUCAGCGCUGGCCGAUGUAACAACAACAUUCAGUAACUUCUCAGCGCAAACGGAAACUAUUACAGCAAACACCGAUUCAGAAAGUUUUGCCACUUCCAGUCAAGAAACAGCAACUGAAACUCAACAGACGACGAAUUUAGUGUCUACAAGUAGUAUCGGACAGACCACACAUUUUGAUCAGUUUAGUUCUACGGAAUCACCUUCACUUGAAGUUAUCACUGAAAUAUUUUCAGUUCAAACAGAAGUAGCUGAGAGUGGUGUUACUACAUCUUUCGCAGUUGAUACCACCAACGAGGGAAGCUCUACAGUCAAGCAAGAUUUGCCAUCGACAACAGAGGCGUCGACAGAUUUAGUUCUAAAUACUUUGUCUUUUACUGAAACCAAUACCCAGCAACCAAAUUUAGAAACUGAUUCCACGGAAACCUCGAAUAUAGAACAAGAUUUAUCGUCAACGACAACGAUUCCAUCGUCGACUUUAUUUUCAACCCAGUUUUUUUCUGAAACGACGACUCAUCACGAAAAUAUUCAAACUGACUCUUCAGAUACAGAAACAACUUUGAAUGAAUCGUUCGUUACUGAGGCCACGAGUAUUUCGAGUGUAUCAACCACGGUGGAAGAGCCGAUCGCUACAGAGUCUACGACGCAAUCUGAGAUUUUAGUCAGUACUGGCGCUUCAGUGUCUACGCUGGAACCUUCUUCUACGUCAGAGAUAUCUGAGGGGACCAGCCAAAGUGAAGCGACUACAUUGUCUAACAUAUUGUCCUCAAUUCAAAGCACUUUUUCUUUUACGACUAUUUGGCCAUCGUCGUCUAGUGCAGAGAACACUGAGUCAACAAUGGGGGAAACGGAAGAUAUAUCUAUAAUUUCUGAAACGCAAACUGGAGAAUCUCAGUUUACGUCAACAAUUAGUAGCGCAAAUCAAUUGGAAAUUAGCAGUAGCCCUUCUACAGUAACUAAUACUGACGCAAGCAUUGGGACAACAGUCGUUUCGUUGACUGAGGAUCAAACAUCGUCGACCCCUGUUGAUCACUUCUUCAGUCCAGAAACAACAACUUCAAGUGAUCUUACGACUAUUUCGGUGUCUGAUGGACAAGUCACACAGUUUGAACAGCUGACUUCCACAAAAUUUCCUGCUGUUGAAGUUAUCACUGAAGAAUCCUCGGUUCAAACGGAAGGAGCACAGAACGGUUUUACUACAUCCGCCGCGAGUGAUGUCACUUUAGAUCAGGGAAACACAGCUAUCGAGCAGAAUUUGUCCAUAAUAACAACAUUUGCACCGUCGUCGACCUCAGUUUCAACUAUUUCGUCGUUGACUGAAACAUCUACUCAGCAACAAAAUGUAGAAAGUGAUUCUAUGGGAAGCUCUACUAGUGAGCAAGAUUGGUCGCCAACUACAGCUAUUUCCUCGUCAACUUUAGCAUCAACUCAGUUUGUUCCUGAAACAACAUCUCAGCAACAAAAUUUUGAAACUGAUCCUACAGGUACAGAAACAACUAUGAACGAAACGUUCGUUACUGACUCCACAAAUAUACCAAUUCCUCCGGCUGUCACAGUGGAAGAAAAUAUUUCCAAUGUAGCUACAACAACAGAAAAAGAAGCGAUCGUCACAGAGUCAACAACGCCAUCGAAAUUGGAAGAAAUUGUUAGCUCUUCGACGUUUACAGAAGUAACGACUACGUCAUCAGAACCAUUUGAUCAAACAACUCAACGUGAAACGACCACUUUUUCCACCUUUUUGUCGUCAGUUCAAAGCACUGUUGCUGCCUUUACUACUAUUUGGCCACCUUCCUCUAGUGCAGAGAACACCGAAUCGACAACAGUCGAAACAGAACAAAUCUCAACAGUUGCUCAAACACAAUCUGAAGAAACUCAGGUCACAACAAGUACCACUGAUCAAUUGGGAAGCAGUAGCUUUACUACAGUAGUUAAUACUGACCCAAGUAUUGAAACUACAGUCGUUAUCGCAACUGAAGAUCCCACAUUGAUGACUACAACAACUUUAAGUGAUCACACGACGAUUUUGGUUUCUUCUGGAACUGAUGUACAAGUUACACAAUUUCAACAGCCAAGUUCCACGGAUAAACCAGAAUUAGAAGUUAUCACUGAAGGAUUCUCGUUUUUUACAGAAGAAACGGAGAACGUUGUUACUACAUCCGUCGCCAGCGAUACCACUUUAAACCACGGAAGCUCUACCAUCGAGCAGGAUUUGUCUUUGAUAACGACGAUUACACCGUCAUCCACCUCAUUUUCAUCUAGUUCGUCGUUGCUUGGGGCAACUACUGAGCAACAAAACUUGGAAACUGAUUCCCUUGGAAGCUCUAAUAUCGAACAGGGUCAAUCUUCGACUACCACGACAACAAUUCCACUGUCGACCCUAAUUUCAACUGAGUUUUUUUUCGAAACAACUUUGCAGCAGGAUAGUAUAGAAAUGGGUUCCACAGAAACCCCUUUGAGCGAAUCGUUUGUUAUUGGCGCCACAAAUAUUCCCACUACGACAACUACGGGGAAAGAGCCGAUGGUCACAGAGUCUAUCACUCCCGCCGAAACUGAAGAAAGUGCGAGCUCUAGCUCAACAACUACAGAAGAAACUUCUACGUCAUCAGAGCCAAACGUAGAGACAUCUCAAAGCGAAACAACAACAUUGUCCGGCAUUUUGUCGUCGAUUCAAAGCACCUUUUCAUUUACCACUAUUUGGCCAUUAUCUUCUAGUACAGAGAACUUAGAAUCAACACUGUCCGAAACGGAAGAGAGUUCAACUAUUGCUGAAACGCAAUCAGGGGAAUCUCAGGUUACGACAGCAAUGAGUAUCGAUAAUCAAUCGGGAAGUAGUAGUCCGUCUACAGUAUUUAAUACCGACCCAAACAUCGCCACCACAGUCGCUGUGGCGAAUGACGAUCAGACAUUCGCGACCCCUGAUGAAAACAUAUUGAAUCAAGAUUUAACAACUUCCGGUUAUCACACAACUACUUUGCUGCCGUCGAGUACUGGCGGACUAUUCACAGAAAAUGAACAUUCGAUUUCCACGGAAAAACCUGUUUUUGAAACUACCAAUGAAGUAUUUACGGUUCAAACGGAACCAGAGGACAGCGGAAUUAAUACAUUAGUCACGAGCGAUAGCACACUAUCUCAAGCUGUCUCUACUAUUGAGCAAGAUAUAUCGACCUCACGUCCCUAUUCGACUCCAAUAUCAACACAGCAUUCUCCUGAAACAACAACAUCUCAGCAGGAAAAUUUAGAAACUGAUCCUCUAAAUUCGGAAACGACGAGUGGAUCAACUGAUCAAUCACUGGGUACUGAUGGAAUAGACCAAUCCAAUUCAACAAACAAUCCGACCUCUCUGGCUUCCACAGAUGACAAUAGUAUUUCAACUGUGUCCACAACUACGGAGAAUCAAAUAGUUGCUACUGAAUCUACCACUCCCUCUGAGGAUGAAACCAUCGAUUCAGAUACCAACUCUUCGAUGUCUACAGAAGAAAAUGUUUUUACACCAACAUCUGAGAAACCUGGGGGGACAAUUCAAAGUGAAACAGAGACAUUCACUUCUUUAUUUACUACCGAUUCGACAGUUCCCAUUGAUUUACAGAACAUCGGUUCGACACUGACUGAAACAGAACACAUUUCAACAAUUUCCCAAACACAAGCUGAAGAAUCUGAGAUCACGACUAGUCCUCUUGUUACAAUACCUAGUUUUACCAUGAAUACUGUACCAUUCAGCAGUCCGGAAAAUACUUUUGAAAUAACAUCAGAACAAAUAUUUGACUCUACAACUAUGUAUGGUAUGACAACCUCAGAUGAUGAUGAUAGGCCUACACCCACCCAAUCAACAGUAGAUGCAUUUCCGAACCAAACAAUUGAAACACUUUCUUCUACAGAAGAAUCAACAACAGUGGAAAUUACCCCGCCCACAGCAACUACAAAUUCUGCCUCAAUGAACACUGGCCAUGAAAACGAAACAACGAGGCCCUCAUCAGCGACUGAAAAUGACAUCACUACGCCCAUCUCGUUAUCGACUCACUUCAAUGAUCAUAUCUCUAUGGCAGUAACUGAAAGUUCUGCACAAUCUGGGACUUCAACGAUAGGUCUGCUCAACCCUGAAGUAAUAACCGAGGAAGAGAUAGCUUCUUAUGUUUCAUCUGAUGGUUCUACGUCUAUUUUCGUAUCCACUCAUACCCCAGAAGAUUUAACUGUGCAGCAAACAACUUCUAAACCAGUUACUUCGGCAGAAAUGAUAAUUAAUACCACACCAAAAAUUCCGUCUGAAACCCUGGAUUCAGGUUCACUCCUUUCCAGUGUACCAUUUAUCCAAUCUACAACACAGCCCACUACUGUUUUCACAACGACAACGGAAAUAAUUACUAACAGUCCUGUUAGUAUUGAUUCAACGUCUCAUUCAGCAAAUUUUGACAGUUUCACUACAGAGACAUCAACGCCAGAUUCUUCUGUUUCUCUUCCAGUGACUGUUGUACAGCACACGACCUCACAGCCAUUUGAUCUAACAACGCCCAUUUCAAAUGAAUUCCAAACUGAUGGGAAUAGCCAAAACGUACCAACUGCCAUAGUCACUGAAACUUCCACAUCUGGAGGAAUUUCGUCUACAGAUCAAACCGAGACUAUUGUAAUCAUUUCAUCCGACAACGUAUCUACUGACGAUCUUUCGAGUAGUGGACCAACUGGUACAACCUUGGUUGUAUCGAAUGAAGCUGUGGUAACAGAAGUAACGUCCAUAGAAGAAACGAGUACAUCAGAACCAUGCUAUGAUACCGAAGACGAAUUUACCACCGAGUUGACAGAGACAGAGACAGAACCAACGACUGGAAAUACUGAUUGCGAUUCAACUACCACGACAAACGCAGAAGUAAUGGACACAACGGAAAUUACUUCUACAAUUGCUAGUUUGUCGACUUCCCCAAGUUUCACAACAAAUCAUCCAUCGGAAUCCACGACACCAACAGUAUUCACUACACUGGAAGACGUACAGACAUCUACAAUGCCAUCAUUUGAAAGCACCACUGAAGGAGGCAUAACUGAUGCAUUUGGUCUGAUUGAAUCAAAUGUUGACAUAAUAGACAGUGCGGAAGACAGUACGGAUGAGACAGCAACCUCAGAAUGUUUGGAAGAAGAAGAAACCACAACCGCUAAGCCUACAGCAGAGACGACAACAGUCACCGAACAGGUAAUUGUCACUACGGACAGUGUCACGGAAAGUCCAACGGAGGCCACAAGUGAAAAUUCUACUACAGAAUCCAUGGCGACUGCAGAAUCUACGACGGCUUAUACGACAACAGAUGCCUUCACAACGGAAACACCUAUUGAAGUUACCACUAUUGAUAUAGAUGUAGAGACAACAACAAAUGUGCAAGAGACAACCUUCUCAACGGAAGUUUCUAUUAGCGAAACCACUGAACCCGUAACCACUGAAGCCAUAAGUACUGAACAACCAACCACUGAAGCCAUGACUACUGAACAAACAACUACUGAAGCUAUAACUACUGAACAAGCAACCACUGAAGCCGUGACUACUGAACAUGUAACCACUGAAGCCAUGACAACUGAACAAGCAACCACUGAAACCGUAACUACUGAGCAAGCAACCACUGAAGCCAUGACUAUUGAACAAACAACCACUGAAGCCGUGACUACUGAACAAGCAGCCACUGAAAUCAUGACUACUGAACACACAACCACUGAAGCCGUGACUACUGAACAGGUAACCACUGAAGCCAUGACAACUGAACAAGCAACCACUGAAGCAAUGACUACUGAACAAACAACCACUGAAGCUGUGACUACUGAACAAGCAACCACUGAAGCCAUUACUACUGAAAAAGCAACCACUGAAGCCUUAACUACUGAGCAAGCAACCACUGAAGCUGUGACUACUGAACAAGCAACCACUGAAGCCAUUACUACUGAACAAGCAACCACUGAAGCCGUGACUACUGAACAGGUAACCACUGAAGCCAUGACUACUGAACAAGCAACCACUGAAGCCUUAACUACUGAGCAAGCAACCACUGAAGCUGUAACUACUGAACAAGCAACCACUGAAGCCAUUACUACUGAACAAGCAACCACUGAAGCCGUGACUACUGAACAAGCAACCACUGAAGCCGUGACUACUGAACAGGUAACCACUGAAGCCAUGACUACUGAACAAGCAACCACUGAAGCCGUAACUACUGAACAAGCAACCACUGAAGCCAUGACUACUGAACAGGUUACCACUGAAGCCAUGACUACUGAACAAACAACAACUGAAGCCGUGACUACUGAACAAACAACAACUGAAGCCGUGACUACUGAACAAACAAAUGAAACUAUUACCAAUACUCUAGCGCCAACUACAGAGGAAAUGGCUAUUACAGAACAAGUAACAACGGAGUAUCUCACCGAAGCUCCUAUUGUAGAAACUACUACAACUGAAAAAAUUACAACCGAAGCAGCGAUGGAUGCACCGACUGAUGCACCGACACAACCACCGACUACUAUGAUGUCGGCUGUUUUUACAACGCCGAGCUCGGAUGUGCAACAAAGUACAGCCUUCUUCACGACCUUUCAGGAAACCACCACUGAUCUGACAACGGUUACACUACCGAUUAUUGAAGUGAACACCGUAUUUACUGAUCUAAUCGUACCCGUGCCCCCGCCAAUCAAUACUAUUUUCGUACCGUCGGUAUCUUCUUCAUCAUCCGGAUCAUCUUCAAGUUCGUCAUCAUCAGGCGAUUCUUCAAUCAGUAGUGGGCCAUCCUCACCUUGGGGGGCCUUAGUUCCUAUUUGGAACGCUUUCCCAGUUUUAGGCAUUGCAGCACUCAUCAUCGCUUCGCCAUUCCUCCUACUUCUUUCCGUGCUGUUCAUUGGAACCCCUUUCGGUAGAUCUAUUGAUGGCGGUGGUGAUUUGCUCCUUGCUCUUUUCAACGAUCUCUACGAAGAUCGAACGCUGGACCAUCCUUGGUUGAUUGCCAAAAUCCUAUCGCAAAUGUUUCCCGAAGAAUUUAAUCCAUCGAGCAGCGAAGAAAGAAUGGUUCUUACCAAAUAUGUUGCAAAAAUGUUUCCGGAGCAACUUGAAAGCUUGCAAAAUUGGAAAGAGUUGUCCAUACCUAGUGUGUUGAUCCAUUUGAUUCCGGAGAAAUUCGCUCAAGUGGACUAUAAGCAUCUGGAUAAAUAUCUGACCGACGAUACCGUUGACUAUACCGAAACUGGAAACCUAAGAUUGUUGAUGCUUCGCCUUCUGACAGCCGCAAAAGACAACCUUCCAGAAUUCGCGCAAAAAUAUAUAACUCCAGAGGUCGAAGAAAAACUGAGAGUAAUAGUGAAAAAUUCCGAUUUGAUUUCAAAGUUAAAGAAUGUUAUACCGGAUUCAAGUCACUUGGACAACGAAUGGCUUUUUGAUCGACUUAUGUUCAAAAUCAAGAAUUUCAAAAAAUCCGAUGAGGAAAUCGAGGGAUCAGCGCCGACGGAACCAACAACACAAGGAACAACACAACCCGAAACACGCCCUACAACAACGUCCGUCUCGCCACCUCCGAAAUGUCAAUGGGGUCCAAUUCUCUGUUCAAUUAAUCGCGUCUCUUUCCAACGGAAUGUAGACAAGCGUGGAGAUGUAGAUGCGGGGAAAAUCAAAGAAAUUGUUUCUAGAAAACCCAACAACGUUCCACAGUGGCUUCGUGCUGCAAGAAGGAAGAAUGCAACUGAGAAAGCCCUGUCCAUCAAAGAGCCACGACGCGUUCCCAACAUGCUCUUCCGUCGUUUUCUCUUCGAUCCAGUCCGUGCUUAAUUCAACCAAGACAAAUUUAAUUUAAUUCAUUUCUGCUGCACAUAAAAAAAUAACCUUUAUCAUUCGUUUUAUCAGUAAUGUUUUAAAAAUAUUCACACAACAUUGACUAGUUCUUUAUUCUGAACUUACAUUUUGCCCACACACGAGCUUAUUUCGCUUACCCCAAAUUCAGCAAUGAGUGCAGUAGAGUGGGAAGUGAUCUGGUAGAUCUGGCUGAACAUUUUAUUAAGUUUUAAAGCACCCAUUAUUU